AUGCGUAUUAAAACAGGAAGUAGCUAUAAUGUAGCUGUCAAAAUAACUCGGCCCCCAAAAAAGCUAAACAUUUUGUAUCAAGGUGAUAUUCAAAUCUGAAAAUGGGUCUUGAACCCCUUGAAUUUGCGGAGUGUUUAACUGACAGUCCUGGUUUUCGUGAAAAGCUUCACGAUCACGAGAAAGAACUUGAGAGAACUAGCAAGGCUAUUAAAGCCCUUAUUAGUGAUGGUAAAGAUGUCUUAGCAGCAUCAAAAAACUUAGGAAAAGCAUGUAAAGGUUUUGCACAGAAAUUAAGGGAUUUUAAAUUUGAAUGUAUAGGCGAGAAAUUAACAGAUGAUGAAGCUAGAAUUGCUGGCUCACUCGCAGAGUUUGGUACGCUGAUAGCAAAUGUUGAAGAGGAGCGGGAAAGAAUGUUGCAGCAAGCACAAGAACAUUUUACUGCUUUAGAGACAUUUAGAAAACAACAAAUUAACUCAAUUAAGGAUGAAAAAAGACAGUUUGAUAAAAACACAGCAAAGACUUGUCAAUCAUUAGAAAGAUAUCUGAAUCUUAAAGCCAAGAUGAAUGAUAACACAUUACAAGAGGCUGAUGCACAGUUAGAUUUAGAGAUCCGAGGCUUUAGAGAAGCGUCCAUGAAAUAUGUACUCAAAGUUCAAGAAGUACAGGAAAGAAAGAAAUUUGAUUUUAUUGAAACAAUAUUAGCCUUUAUGUACAGUUUAUUUACAUUUUACCACCAAGGUUAUGAAUUUAACAUAGAACUGAAAGACUACUCGCAAAAUCUACAAAAAACAUUACAGAAGACAAGAGACAGUUUUAACAGUCAGAAAGAGUAUACAGAAAAUUUGAUGUUAAAAAUGUUGGACAACAGGUCUCAAGUUUACGAGGAUGGGAAACCUAUCACUCAAGCCAAAGGUGGAUGUACGAGAGAAGGCUAUCUGUACCUCAUGGAAAAAAAGAAUUACAGAGCAUCAAAAUGGAUGCCUAAACAGGCAAAAGACUUGACAGAAGCCCUGGGAACAACAUGGAUCAAACAUUACUGCUGGUACAAAAAAGAGAACAAAGAAUUACAUAUACUUCCAUAUAACCAAGUCACAGGAAAGCUGAGCCAGUCAACAACAGAAAAGUUAACAAUGACAUCUUGUGUUCGAAGAGCAUCACAAACCAUAGACAAGAGAUUCUGUUUUGAUGUCCAGGUGGCUGACAGAACUGAUACAUUAACAUUUCAAGCUAUGUCAGAGUCAGACAGAAGGUUAUGGAUGGAUGCAAUGGAUGGUAGGGAACCAGUUUACAUAAAACCAAAGACUACCACAGAUGAUUCUUCAUUAGAUGAUAUAGGAUUCCAGUUUGUAAAUAAAUGUAUCAAGGCAAUAGAAGAUAGAGGUUUAGAAGAAAAUGGAUUAUAUAGAGUUGUAGGUGUUAAUUCAAAGGUCAACAAAUUGAUAUCAAUAGGUCUAGACCCAAAAAAGCGUGAAAAGAUGAAUUUAGAUGAUAAUACCCAGUUUGAAAUUAAAACAAUCACAAGUGCUAUUAAGAAUUACUUAAGAUCAUUACCAGAGCCGCUGAUGACAUACAAGUUUCAUUCACAAUUCAUACAAGCAGCCAAACAAGAAGCAAAGACAUUACGGAUCCAUGACAUUCACACAUUAGUACACAAGCUACCAGAGAAAAAUUUUGAAAUGUUAGAAAUUAUUAUAAAGCAUUUAAAAACAGUAUCAGAAUUUCAAGACAAGAAUUUAAUGACAGUAGCUAACCUUGGUGUAUGUUUUGGUCCUACAUUGAUGAAGGCAGAGGAAGAGACAGUAGCUGCUAUAAUGGACAUUAAAUUCCUUAAUAUUGUUGUAGAAAUUCUCAUUAAUAACUAUGAACAAAUUUUCCAGUCUACACCAGAUGAACCAGAAAUAGGUGAUACUAAAGUGGUUCCAAACAGUAAAAGAACAAUUAUCACAGACAGAUUUACUCCAGGUGUCAAUCAUACAAUGUUGACAGCAAAUACCCAAUCACCAACAACUUCACAACCAGUCUAUGCAAAUAAAGCUCCGCCUCCACCCACAGAAAAGUUUAGACCUAUAGAUAAACCUAUUGAAUUUUAUAAUCCAGCAAUGGCAGAAAGCAGUAGUGGUAGUUCUGAGUCUAUAAAUUCAAGUCAGUCUAAUCAUUUAUCUAACUCCUUACCGAUGUCAGAGAACCCUCGGAAACCUGUAAAUAUGUAUGGCAAUGCAGGAGUACCAGAGUAUGGCAAUGUUAAUGCUUUAGCAAAUAGAUUUGCGUUGAAUAUAGCAGGGGCAGAUAAUCCAAUGUUUGGUAGUGUGAAGAAACGUGGUACCCAUGAUACCCCAUACGUCUCUAUGAAUUCCUCUGGAUUGAGCAUGACAGGAAGUUUAACAGGGAGUCUGACUGGUUCUAUAGCCAGUAAUCAAACAAAACCUAGGCCUAUCAAAAGAACUGUUAGAACACUGUAUCGAUGUGAAGCUGAGAAUGAUUCAGAAUUAUCGUUUGAACCAAAUCAACUCAUAUUUAAUGUUCGAGCUUCCAAAGAACCAGGCUGGUUAGAAGGACAAUUAAAUGGAAAAACUGGACUGGUACCUGAAAACUAUGUUGAAUAUAUAGAUUGAUGCAAUAUUUCUUUUAUAAUGCAAUAUUAAUCUGUGAUCAAAAACUGUAGUGUAUGGGUACCUAGGCAAAAAAAAAGGAUAUACCAUACAGCUAGGAUGAUAGAUCCUUCUACAGAUAAACAUAUAACUUGGUAGAAUAAUAUAUCUGCAUUUUACAGGCUUUUUAUAGUACAAGAAAAUCCACAAAUUAGAAUAAAAUUUGAUGGAGAGAUGUACUACAAACCUAGAAGUCUGUAUUCAUUCUGCUGAAUUAUAAUGAUGUAUUUGAAAGGAUUGGAUAGAUAUAGUGCUGUUCAUAUCUCGCCUUUUAUGUUCAUUUGUAUCAAGUGAGCAAAAUUAGUUAAUAUAAGGUUCACAUCUUUGUAGUGAUAUGCUGAACAAUAUCUUAUAGAAGUCAUGAAAAAUAGAAUCUUAUAUAUUUAGUUUUUGUUACUGAUAUUAUCCAAUCUUUUAAAAUUUUAUUGAACAUUAAAUACUUAUUAAUAUUCAAAUUUCAUAAAUUCUCCAUGUAGAUAUUUUAUACAAUUGUUAUACAGUUUUUUCAGUAAAGAUACAGUGGGAAUCUAUAGGAUCUUUGAACUCAAAUGGCCUUGAUCAGCUAGAAAUUAUUUUGGUUCAUCAGAAUCAUAUUAGAAUAUGGUCUUAGUUCUCCAAUGUUUUGGCGACUACAAAUUUUGGGAAGAUCAACCCAUUGUACUUUUUUAAGUAACUUGCUGGCUACUCUCUCAUAAGUACCUCUUUUAUCAUUAAUAUGAUAGAAAACUUGAUUUUUUACAGCCUGAGUAAGAGCUUUCAGUGUUCCAUUGUAAUUUUUUUAUAGAUGUACAUCAUAUUUUACAGAUUGCUUGUUUUUAUUGUAGAGAUUUUAUCAUACAAGUACUACCUCUGCUUGAUAUGUGUUUCAAUUUUUUCAAGUCAAACUAUGAAAGAUCCAAAUAAUAGAAUCAAUUUUGAUGAAAAUUAGAAUUUUGACAUGCACCACAGGCAAUGAAGAUUACAAAUAUUCGUUGAUUAUUUUAUUUAGUUAUAAUAAUGCAAUUUUUCCAAUAGUGUGUAAGGUAUGAUAAAAAGACAUCUCAGCCAGCAAACAACAGUCAAAUGUAUAUUGUAUAAAUCGGAUUUAUGUAUAAAACUCAAAAGCUGUAGAAGUCAAAAUUUUGACACAAAGUGGCUAUGAAUUUAAGAUAAAAUCACAAGCUUUAUACAAUUUUAAUUUGAUUGAAGAAGGUAACAAUAUUUUGAAGUUCUAUAAAUUAACAGAACUUAUGAUUUGCAGGAAAACAUUGACAUAGAAAUGUCCAUCCUCACAAUUAAAUUAAGUCUGCAAAAUGUUUCAUUGUUAGAAAUUACUUUACCUAUCAUAUUUCAUGCUAAAUUUUCUUGUCUUCAAAGUAUCUUUAGAUAGUAAUUAACACACAAUAUUAUCAGAAACUUCUGAGUAGAAAUUAGUUCAUGGGUUUUUAUGGAGAAGGACUGAAUUCUUUAGAAGAGAAUAUGAAUGGAAUCUACUGUUUGAGUCUUACAUAUUUUAAGAAUUUCAUAAUACUGCUGUCUUAUAAAAUUAUUUCCACCAUCUGAUUUACAUGUAGGUGAUUGGAAAAUGUUUGGACAUCAUUAACUCCAACAAACUCAGCCAUAAAAUAGUUAUGAAUUUCUACAUCUUGAACUUUUCAUUGCUGUAUACCAUUGUUAUCUAAAAAAUUAUAAAUUUUUCAAUCCAGGAUUCAUGAUCUGUUCAAUUUUGAACUAUUGAUGUGAAUAAAAAAAGAUGUUAUGCAUAUGUAAAUUAUGGGAUAAAAAAAAAUACAUCAAGGUCAAAACAUGGUCUUAAAAAAAACCAAGUGUCUAUACAAUACAUAAUCACCUUGAGUUUAUGCUUAUACGUAAUAUAUCAAAUAUGAUGUAAUAAUGUGCAAUGUAUUCAUCGAUUUUUGUUUAGUAUUUUUAUCAGUAACAUGUCUGAUUGAUUAUGAAUAUUUUGUGCUUUGAAUCAGUCCAUUUGUCAUUUAUCAUUGACAUGGUUGAACUAGUCAGUUAAGCUUGGCUUUAAUUUUUUACCAGCUUACUCUUGAGUCACUCCAGAUCAAACAGUUAAACCCAGUUUUUCACACAAAACAACCAGCUUACUCAGUCAUACAAACUAGUUUGGUCUGUUUAGCCUGUCAUUACACAAAGUUUACUCAGUCACAUAAAGAUCACUAGUUCUUGUAAUUUUCAUCAGCAACUGAAUAAAAAAGAACAUGCUUUGAUUCUGUUUUUUUUUCUAUACACAAAUGCUUGUUAUUAAUGUAAAUCAGGUAUUGUUAUGAAUAGACAUAAUGAUUUAAAAGUUUGAAACCAGAUAUUAAAAUAAAAAGUGGGUACACGUAAUGAAAUCAAAUAGCUUGUGUUUUUUUGGAAGUCUGAUACUGUAGAGUGCCCUAUUUUGGAAAAGUUUAAAUUUAGCAAUUUAAAGGACAUGCCCUGUUUUAGGUUUUAUUUUCACGUUUUUUCUAUUAUCUGAUUCUUUUCUUUUUAAAGAUUUACUGUAGGGGAUAUUUUCAUGAUUUUGUCUAAAUUGCAAAGUUAGUGAAAGAAACUUUCCUUGGGUGGUGUAAUAAAAUCUCAUCAAAGAUACCAUUGUUGAGUGAAAAGUUGUUGACAUGAUAAGUUAUUGUGUAUCUAUAUGUGUCUUUGUGUAUCGUUAUGUGUCUUUGUGUAUCUUUAUGUGACUUUGUGUAUCUAUGUGACUUUGUGUGUCUUUGUACAACUUUGUGUAUCUUUAUGUGAUUUAGUAUGCAGGCAGUGAAACAGAUAUCUAUUGAAAACUAAUCAAAUAAUAUUAUGUUUUUCAUAGCAAGUUUUAUUUAUGCAAGCUGUAUUUUAUGGCUGUUUUAUAUCACAAUUUAUCAUAAUGUUAUUGUUUGUACAAAUGAUUUUUAUUCUAGUCUGACUAAUAUUGUUUUAUUUACAAAAACUUUUUAAGGGUACUUACAAGAUCUGAAGUCUUUCCUUCAAAUAAGUUUACAAUAAUUUAUAUGACAAAUAUCCAGCAGUAAAUGCUAACAUUGAGAUUUGAUUAAAUCUUUUUAUUGAGUAUAAAAGGUGCUAGAACUUUACAGUAAUGUGCUGCUUGUUUCUAAAUAUCCCUAACAUAUUUAUAAAUGUUUAUUUGUGAGAAAUUAAUUUUUCUAUGCAUGAAAAAAAAAUAUUAAAACACUGUAAAUUCAGAAUUUAUUGUGAGGUUUUUAUUAAGGCUAAUGAUGUAACUGGGUUAGUAUUGCAAUGGUAAGAACUUCUAUUUUGUAAUUUGAUACAUAUUUUAUGUUUACAGAUUUUUCUUAAAUCACAAUAAUUAAUCUCACACUUUUAUCCAUUCUUCAAAAAUCACAAUAAUAAAUGGACACAAUAAUUUCUGAAUAUAAAGAAACAAGAUUGAAUGGAAUCACUAUCAAUAGUCACAAAAACUAGACAUUAAUUUGCUCAUAUUUUGUAUAUAUAUCUGACUAAGCAAUUUCAUUGUUCUCAUUGCAAUAACAAGGGAAAGUUGGUGUUCUUUCAGUAAUUACAUGGUAAUCCAAUAUGUUCAACAUUGAUUGUUCAUGGCAAUAUUCUCUCAAAAAGUUAAGCAUAGAAAUGAAAAAGAAUAUACUCUUUAGAUUGAAAAUUAUAAAUUUUCAUUUUCUUUCUUGAUUUCUUUUAAAUCAUAAUAAAGUAAACAAAGGGUUAUUUCUUUAAGAACCUAAUAACUUUUUACUUUAUCAUUAAUGCCACAACAAACAAAUGUGAUAAAUAUAGACACAUGUGUCAAGUGCUUUGAGUCGUCAGUAAUUAGAGUUGAUACUGUAUAUUCAUAAAUUGUUAUGUGUGAUGUCUAUAAAGUUAGAUGUAUAUUGAAAUGUGAAAAUAAAUCGUUUUCUUGUUUAUUUGAAAAUAAUAUGAAGUAAUUUUGGAUAUUUCUUCCAAUGUAAUGUCUAUCAUAUCAUGCCUGAACAUAGAUGUACAAAUACCUAGAAUUAUAAGAAUAUAAUUUGAAUUAUGACAUCUUUUGCAGUUUUCUGGUACAAAAUAAACUUUCAAGAACAAUAGAAUGGAUUGAAUUUUGUGUAUUCCAUGUUUUCAAUUGUUGAUUCAUUGUGUUCAAUUUUCUUACUGACUUAUCUGUAAUUGUUGCUGUCCUGCCUUUGAAGUCGGUCAAAAGUCUACAAAAUCUAAGUAAACGAUCUAUUGGUAAAAUUAUAUAUAUAUCCAACUGCCUGACCAAGACUACAGCAAGUCAAACAUUGUUGAAGUGCAUGUGCCAAAAUAAAUAACAUGCAAAGUGUCCUGUUUUCUCUCUAAGUGUAUUGAAUGAAUUGUACAGUUUUAGUUGUCAUAGUAUCAAUGGUGUGAUAUUGAUUUAUAAAUUGCAACAAAUUGCCACAAGAUAAUAGCUAUUAACUUGUUCUUUGUUUUUUUAAAGCUAUUUUUCUGGGGUUUUUUUCUCAAAAGGGUGAAGACAGAAUUAAUCUAAAGAAAUGAGAUGAAAUAGAAAAUUGCACAAAAUAACUGUCAUUACACUGUAAAGCAGUAUUCAGAGAAUAGGAAGUAGCUGAUUCAAAUUAAAAUUUGAAGAAAGGAUGUUUUUCCUUGAAAGAUUUGAGAGUAAUCUCUAGCUUAUAGUUUUUUAAUUUCAAAAAUUAUAACUAACCUGUUAGUAAACCAAGAAUUAUUUUUCUAAAGGAACUACAUAUAAAAGUUAACAAAUCUCCUUAUAAUAACCAAUAAAAAUUCCCAAUCUAGCAUUUCAUUUAAGCCACCUGAUCAAAUUGAAAGUCAAGCAUAUAGCCUCUCGGUAAGAACUAUUUCAUUUUGCACUUGUACCAUUAUCAUUGCUGAUUUGAUGUAGUCUUCUAGUUGCAGUUGGUUAAACACUUGAUAAAUUGAUUAGUUUGGUUAAAUAAUUCAGUUCUGUUUGGUUAAAUAAUACAAACUGCAUUUUUCUGAAUGCAAAGGCUAAAAACCAACUUUUAGAGUGCAGUCACAAUAAUUUUUAUGUUAAUUGUUACAUGAUUAUGUUAUUUGUUUUUAUAUGUCAAUUAUUUGUUAUUUAUAUGUUCCUUUUUUGUUUUGUUUUGACUAUUUGAGCAUGUAUCAAGUCUAAAACAUCACAGCAGCAUUUUUCAGAACAAUAUAGUAGUUUCAUAAAUUAUCUAAAUAGAUGGAUUUUUUAAAAUUUGAAUGUAUUAAAUUCAAUUUUACAUUUAAAGUUUCUUUAAUGAAAGAGAUUUUUUUGUCUCUCUUCAUAGGUAAAUAAUUACUACAAAUGUGAACUAUCCCCUAUUGUACUGCUGCUGAUUAAAUAUUUUUAUGCACAGUUUAUUUUGUUUUUUUUUGGUCUGCUUUUGGUCAAUUGUCUCUUAUGUCAGGGACAUCUAAUAAUUACGUAGACCUGUUAGGAUAUUCUCAACAUUUUUUUUCACAAAUCAAAUUAAGUGAUGUAGAGCUUCUGUAUAUGAGAACAAGUUACACAUGAACUUUUGGUUUUUAUGAAAUUUUUCUUAUUUUUUGUAUCACUGUUAAGUUUUCAGGAAGGUUACUCAUUUUCAAAAAGAAAAGUUAUUAUGUACUUAUAAAAUUUGUUUAUUUGUUGUUUAUAAAUCUAUACUUAUCAUGAACAUUGUACUUUAGUGUUCGUUGUCUCUGCCACACUAAACAUUAUGCAAUUUUAUAUGUACUAUAUUUAUGUGAUACCUAUGUAUAUAUUAGCUUUGUGUACACAUUGUACAAAGAUUUGUACAUAUAUAUACAUGUCAGAAAUUAAAAGAAAGGGAAAAUGAA
Mytilus californianus (California mussel) is the source of this 8411-nucleotide messenger RNA. RefSeq names its product rho GTPase-activating protein 26-like. Bases 102 to 2612 code for a protein of 836 amino acids. Gene Ontology annotation, cellular component: cytoplasm. The transcript has 29 exons. Gene Ontology annotation, molecular function: GTPase activator activity; protein binding. Gene Ontology annotation, biological process: signal transduction. The record is from RefSeq and is a predicted model, not a curated record. NCBI's taxonomy places the organism in Eukaryota, Metazoa, Mollusca, Bivalvia, Mytilida, Mytilidae.